Messenger RNA from Acipenser ruthenus (sterlet), 2483 nucleotides. RefSeq names its product radical S-adenosyl methionine domain containing 1 (gene rsad1). Gene Ontology annotation, cellular component: cytoplasm. The record is from RefSeq and is a predicted model, not a curated record. Gene Ontology annotation, molecular function: coproporphyrinogen oxidase activity; 4 iron, 4 sulfur cluster binding. The transcript is spliced from 9 exons. Lineage: Eukaryota; Metazoa; Chordata; Actinopteri; Acipenseriformes; Acipenseridae. Gene Ontology annotation, biological process: porphyrin-containing compound biosynthetic process. Bases 405 to 1775 code for a protein of 456 amino acids.
AAACUGAUCUCGUUCAGUUUUGUUUACUUCCUGCCUUUCUCCAUGUGGGCUAUGCAGUUUGAUAUCGUUUUUGAAGGUUGGCCAUUUCAGUGCUGCCGCUUGUGAUUUAUUUUAAUUCGCACACAGUAAUAAACAUUUAGUUUCUCCGCGUUUGAAAGUAUAUGCCUUGGUUAGAAAUUACUUUCUAUGUUAUGAGUAAUUUAACCUUCAACUACAGUAGUCAUUUAAACGUAAUAGCAUUAAUUGUAUGCUUAGUGGAACCGUUACCGUACCAUACUAUUUGAUAAAAAAAAAAGAAGGGUGUUGGUUAGGAUAUGUGUAGUUAAUGUGCGAGCUCUUAAAACAAGGUUUGAUAACUUACAUUUAACGCAGGAGUAAAAAAAAUAUAUAAGUUAUAUUUACGCAUGUGCCCAGCAGUAUGGCAAUGCAGAGUUUGCUCCAUCCUGAUUCGUGCUUGGUCCGGGUUGGGGAGGACAACAUGGUGGGGACAACAGACACGUUUCUCGAUAAGACAGAAGAGUGGACCGGGUCAGGAGGACACGUUUUCAGUUACAGAGGAAGCUGGCCUGUACCUUCAUUGGCCGUAUUGUCAGAGACGCUGUACCUACUGCAAUUUUAAUAAGUACAUCGCCCGGGAUGUAGAUCACAAUGCGAUGAGGGAGUGUUUGGUGCGGGAGACUGAGACUCUCCUUCGACUCAGCCAGGUGAAACGGAUCUCAUCCAUAUUCUUUGGAGGGGGGACUCCAAGCCUGGCCCGGCCUACCACCAUUGCUGCCAUCAUUGAAUCUGUUGCUAAGUGGGCACAGCUUCCUAGCAACGCAGAGGUCACUUUGGAGGUCAACCCUACCUCCGUGGGUGCUUCUAAACUGUCCGAGUUCAGAUCUGCUGGAGUGAAUCGCUUCUCCAUUGGAAUCCAGUCCUUGCAUGAUCCAGACCUUGUGAUCUUGGGGAGGGAUCACACGUCGCAGCAUGCCCUGCAGACUCUUGAGGAAGCGAAGAAGCUCUGCCCAGGUCGCACCUCAGUUGACAUUAUCUUCGGCCGUCCAGGACAGAGCGUGGAAUCAUGGGAGAAAGAGCUAGAGGAGCUGCUAUUGGUCUGCUGUGAUCAUGUGUCCCUGUAUCAGCUAACCCUGGAGAGAGGUACUGCCCUAUUUAAACAGGUGCAGGAUGGAAAACUGAGCGUGCCCAGUGAGGAGCUCACCGCCAGGAUGUACAAUGCAGCAAGGAGGAUCUUGGGAAAAUGUGGCUUCCGUCAGUACGAAGUUUCAAACUUUGCCAAAAACGAUGCAGUCAGUGUGCACAACCUGGCCUACUGGAAGGGAAGGCAAUACAUUGGCAUUGGGCCAGGAGCCCACGGUAGGUUUGUCCCACGGGGAGAUGGGGCGAUGCUGAGAGAAGCCCGGAUUCAGACUCUUGAACCAGACGUCUGGAUGAGGGAGGUGCAGAGGUGUGGUCAUGGAACCAGGAAGAGAGUGCCUCUGAGCCGACUUGGCAUUUCUGAAGAAGCCAUGGUGAUGGGUCUGCGGAUGACUGAGGGCAUCACUCAUGAACACUGGAAACAGAUCUGUUCUGAGUGGAGCCUACAGGAAAUCUUCACAGGGUCCCAGGAGGUGGAAGGCCUGCUCCAGGAAGGUUUGCUGAUCAUGGACAGCAGGGGAGUGAGGUGUUCCUGGGGAGGAUUGGCAGUGCUGGACAGCAUGCUGCCUGCUCUGCUGAACCAGCUUCAGAUGACAGUGUCAGAAGAGAGGCAGAGCAAGCAAGAAACCACCUUUUGAAAACUGCUGGGGAAGAAUCCAUUUUUAAUGACUAAUUGUAAGAAGUGCGUAUAUAGCAGAGUGACUCAUACAGUACUUCAAUAGCAUAAUUGACCUAACCACCGUCCAGGCUUCUAUGUUAAAUGUCAGUGACAUAUUUAUGGGGAGGAACCUCGUAAGCAUUCUUCUCAAUCACAAAAUAACAAGAACUUCCUUUUUAAAUGGUAUUUUUGACAUUGAAACCUUUUAUACAAACACGUGAAGCCAGUGAGAGCAGUAAAUGGACGGCACAGGCACGGGUUCCUAUCACAUGGGAACACUGUCUGUGCCACAUGGGGGCACCUGCUGUUUAGUGUGACCUGCGCGAUACCUGCCUGUUUUCUGUUUGUUUGCAAAAAGCUUUAUAGAAGUAGGGAACAGGGUUAUUUCUUCUUUUCCACAUUUUUAUUGUAUUUAUUGAGUCCAUUUAUUUUUUCAAGGCAAACCUCUAAACUUUGAUGAGCUGAGACAUGGUUUACCUAAAAGAGCUGGCAAACUUUAAAUACAUCUAAUUUCUAUAGCAAUGUUAGUUUUUUUUUUAUUUAAUUUGUUUUAAUUUGGAGUCUUUACUUUAAUCGAUUAAAAAUAUUUGUUAAUUUAAUUAGUACAUCAAAUCUGCUUUUAUAAACAACAAAGCAAAUGUGCUUUAAAUAAGGUUAAAACUCUUAUUAAACACACCACUGAAAUGUC